AUGUUGGACAGAACUUAUCUUUUCUUCGUAUUGCCUUUAGUCCUGGCAAUAAAGGCAGAAGAAAGUGGUACAUUUUUUACCGUCGAAGAGAAUGAAUUUCUUCUGAAUGAAAAGGUUUUUUUGAGGAUUAAAGGACAGUCUUUAUUUUCUUGUUCUCAAAUAUGCGCGAGGCGGUCGGGUUGUAAAGGUGCAAACUUUGUUAGGGAAAAAGCAGAGGAAGGAAUAUGUUUACUUCUUAGUGAACUACAAACAGAACAUCCAGAUUUGACUCAGAAGUGGCAAGGGUCUUUUUAUUUAAAAAAGGUAGGAAAUCAUUUUGAUAAUCCACCUAUUCUUGGACAGUUGAAUUUCCAAUUUAUCUCAGGCAUGCCAAUCAAGCAAUGAGCUUCGAACAAGCUCUUCAUUUGGGUCAUGUCGUGAGAGGUCGGCCAACCAUCCUGGUCACGGCUUUCCCGCUCGCUCACGUAUAACAUUCGCUGCUCGCCUCGCUCGCUUUUCGAAAUGCAGAGCUUGCUGGCAUGCAGGUUAAUAAAGUAAUUUGUCCUGACUGUGAUUUUUUAAAUUUAUUUUUACAGUUGUAUGUUGGUCGUCCUAAAGACGGUAAGUAAGCAUUAGUCUGGCCCUGCCUUUUUCUGGUUCAUGAUCGUUCAAUUGUUUUUCGUUGCAUGUUGCGAGUUGUUUGGUGCGAGUGACUUUUCUUCAUGUGAUACGAAUUAUUUGUUCUUCGCCCUUAUGACAUGGCAACAGGCACAACAGGCAUGUUUAACACCACUUUGUUAUUACUGAGCUUAACAUUACUUAGUGUACGAUCUACAAAAGUUAGGCCCCUCACUGAAAAGUUAAAACAUGCAUCUCGUUGAAACGUUUUAAGGAGACCAAACCCUUCCAAACCUUUACGUUUCAAAAACUAUUUUUGUCUUUUACAUUUAAAUCUGAAAAUAUCUUACGUUUUUAGGAGAAGAAGGAAUCUUUUCUAUCCACUCAGAAUUCCAACCGAAAAGUGCUUGCUUCAAAUGGUUUAUAACUUCUUGCUGUGUGCCUCGAUUGGCGGUCCGGAUUACUUUGCCACUCGAAAGUUCCUCGAGGAAAUAUUUUGGGAGUCAUGUAUUAAAUAAGGCGUUUAUUGACCAGGAAAUCUUGAUGUUUUAUUUUGUAGGUCCAGCCAUAGAUACUACCCAUCCGACUGCCAAUUACAACUCGUGCCAAGCUAUCCUCGACCAUAAUAACCAUGCCCUCUCGGGAGUUUAUCAGAUUGAUCUUGACGGAGGUACUCAGGACAACGCGUUCAGAGUCUAUUGUGAUAUGGACACUGAAGGAGGAGGCUGGACUCUAGUCUGGAGCUAUACUUUCACAGAUUACGAUAAUUUUGAUGAUUAUUCAAAUGCGGUCACUCCCAGACCAAACUGGCCAGCAAAUUCCGAAGUUGAUGUCCCGGUGUCGUUCACUCCACCACAGAGUGAAAAAGAUUACAAUGCUUUAAACUUUUCGAUGUGGAAACAACUUGGAAAACAAGUCCUGAUAAAGAGCAACAUAAACAAUUGGCUGAUGUGUCAACCAGGAACAGGAAGUUUGGUUGAUUGGAAAACCGGAAGUGUAAGCUGCCAGGUGAUCAAAAGAGUGACCACUAAAUGUCAAAGUACUCUGGGACCAACUAAUGUCUGGAUAAGUGAAUCGGACAAUAACUAUGGUCCAAUGUAUCUUACCUCCGGCAAGUCCGGGAUUUACUAUUAUUUCGAUGGCUCCCAAAGUAAGGACUGGCCAAUACAUGACCCUUGCGCCCAAAACCAGGAAAACAAUUUGAGAAAUGUUAAUUCUCCUCGUGGAAAUAUUUUUAUCCGCUAA
Messenger RNA from Porites evermanni, 1842 nucleotides. NCBI's taxonomy places the organism in Eukaryota, Metazoa, Cnidaria, Anthozoa, Scleractinia, Poritidae. The record is from the annotation of a GenBank genome assembly.